UCCUUUUUCUGGCAGAGACAGAGAAGAAGAAGAAGAAGAAGAAGAAGAAGAAGAAGAAGAAGAAAAUGGCAUUAACAGGUGUGAAGAUGUGCGAGGAUGUAUGGUUAACAUGUCUAACUCAUGCAUUGUCUACAGAAACAGAAGAGAUCAUGGGUCUUCUUCUUGGAGAUAUUCAUUACUCAAAGAAUGGGAGUGCCACUGCAUUGAUUUGGGGAGCAGCCCCCCAGACAAGGUCUGAUCGUCGCAAGGAUCGAGUGGAGACAAAUCCGGAGCAGUUGGCAGCAGCAUCAGCUCAAGCUGAAAGAAUGACAUUGACGACCGGAAGGACUACAAGAGUAAUUGGUUGGUACCAUUCUCACCCGCAUAUCACAGUUCUACCAUCUCAUGUUGAUGUUCGAACGCAGGGUAUGUAUCAAAUGCUAGAUACUGGGUUCAUUGGACUGAUUUUCUCUUGUUUCAAUGAGGAUGCACAAAAGACUGGAAGAAUCCAGGUUAUCGCGUUCCAAUCUUUAGAUGGGAAGCAGAAAUAUAUGGCAGCACCAGUUUCUGUAGUCCCUGUCAAUAGCACUCCAGUAAUAGAAGUUGAAUCAUCUUUGAGUACUUCAGAAAAUGUGUUACCAAGAUCUGCCUCUGGAAGGCCAGAAAUAUCUGAGCGCGACACAGCAAGUUCAGGAACAACUAAGGCUUCGGGUAAAGCUUCAAACUUGGAGGGAUUUUUCGCUCAUGCGGAUCAUCCAGGAAGAAAUAAAAUGGGAGGAGGAAGCCAUCAGAUGGACGAAUUACAAGAUGCCAUCGUUGAUUUAGAUCCUAUGGAUAUUAAUGAAAGUAUGCAAGAGGCACUGCACCGUUCAACUAUGGAAUUGAGUGGCGCAGAGUAUGUUAGGAAGGAGGUUCCUCUAUUAGUUCUACCCACAUCAGCAUUGUUAAAGCUCGAAUCACCCUUGACAUCAUUUACUGACUUGCAACGCGUACUAUAUGAAGAAGAGAAAGCAGCAUAUAAGCAAGCCGUUUUACAGAAUAUGCAGGACGGGAAAGUACACCCACUUGCGUUCAUCCAUCAUACCUCAACAUAUCAAACCUCCAUGUGCAAGUUGAUGGAAUAUUGUUUAAGCCCUUCGAUAAGUGCACUUCAGGACCGUUUACGAGAAAAUGAGAUUCGGUUGAAGAUGCUAACAGAGGAAGCCAAGGCCUUGGAGAUUGAAUCUACCAGAGGCAGUGAUUCAAGUAUGAUGAGUUCUCCACGUGGUUCUCCUAGCCAUGGUCUCCGAGGCAAUGCAGCUGUGGGGCAGAGAGACUUAUAUCCUCCAGUAGAGUCAGUUGGUGUUAGAAGUCCUUCUGGUAUUGGUAGCCGGAGCAGAAGAUCUUAAUUGUAUAGCUUCAUCGCUGCAUCCUGCAUCACUCUCUGUGUAAGUACCGUAGUUGCCAGUCAUUAUAAGCCUCAUUUCCUCUUUUUUUUGUCUUUGGUUGUAUUUUGCAGAUGCUUCCAAAACUGUAUGACUACAAUGACCACUGUAAAUUAUGUGAAAAUUACUUAUUGCCUUAUUGAAGUAGAAUUUAUCUUGAGAACUA
Messenger RNA from Papaver somniferum (opium poppy), 1569 nucleotides. RefSeq lists its product as uncharacterized. Lineage: Eukaryota; Viridiplantae; Streptophyta; Magnoliopsida; Ranunculales; Papaveraceae. The transcript has 10 exons. Gene Ontology annotation, biological process: double-strand break repair. Gene Ontology annotation, molecular function: metallopeptidase activity; cysteine-type deubiquitinase activity; polyubiquitin modification-dependent protein binding. The record is from RefSeq and is a predicted model, not a curated record. Bases 66 to 1367 code for a protein of 433 amino acids. Gene Ontology annotation, cellular component: BRCA1-A complex; BRISC complex.